Molecule: messenger RNA, 2421 nt
Organism: Vicia villosa (hairy vetch)
Lineage: Eukaryota; Viridiplantae; Streptophyta; Magnoliopsida; Fabales; Fabaceae
Product: rust resistance kinase Lr10-like
Exons: 3
Coding region: 157-2013 (618 amino acids)
Biological process (GO): protein phosphorylation
Molecular function (GO): polysaccharide binding; protein kinase activity; ATP binding
Source: RefSeq, a predicted model, not a curated record
GAUUUAUAUUUAUAUUUAGUGAAACAAUUAUUCAAACAGGAUUGUGAAUAAGUUAAGCUCAUGGAGUCAUGGUCAAUGCAAUGCAAUGCAAUGCAAUGCUGCACUAUGUCAAUAACUCAUACUGAUUGCUUAGAUUGAUAUGAUUAUUGAUCAGUCAUGGCUAUUAUUUGGUUACAAAAACUCAUACCUCUCAUCUUUCUUUGCUUCUUAACUACCGCUGCAGCUGCAGAAACUACUUCCCUCGAUGACCAGUGCAAGAAAUCAAGUUGUGAUGGUAUUCAUGGACCAUUCAUUAGAUUUCCUUUCAGACUCAAAGGAAAACAACCAAAAUGGUGUGGCUACGAUAACUCCCGGUUUGAAGUAUAUUGCUCACACACCAACCAAACUGUGUUGGAACUACCCUUUUCUACUAAAGCCAUCAUCAAAACCAUAAACUACACUUCACAAAUCUUAACAGUGUCUUAUCCUGAACUCUGCCUUAACAAACAGCUUCCCAAUUUCGAUAUAUCCUCAUCUCCUUUUCAGUUCAACUCUGAGUUUGGACUCCGUGAGUAUGCUCUAUUCAACUGUUCAGGGACUAAUCACAGAAACACAUAUAAUAAUAAUCAUGAUAUAAUAACAUCUGGAAACUUUUCAUGCCUCAACUUGCCAGGAUUUGAAGUUAUAGCAGUGAAUUCCGAAUCAUCAAUAAUCUGGAUGCCUUUGUUGUCCUGUACUAGAAUCCAAAACCUUGUAAUGUUGCCUAAUUCUUUGUUUAACAACAAUGUUGAUGCUGGUCUCAAUUGGAACCAACCAGAUUGCAGAAACUGUGAACAAAACGGUGGGCAAUGCAAGGCCAAGAGAAACACAUCCCAACACGAAUUCGAAUGCACGGGUAUCACUAAAGGUUUCCCAAAAGGAAAAGUGAUUGCCGGUGUCCUAGGCCCAUUUUCUCUGAUAUUUGUUGGAGUCGCAACAUAUUGUAUCUAUGUAGCUUGCAUUGAAAGGAAGAAUUACAUAAGGAUCAAAAAGUUUCUGAAGGACUAUAAAGCUCUUAAGCCUGCUAGAUAUACUUACGCGGAUAUAAAGCGAAUUACAAAUCAUUUUAAGGACGAACUGGGGCAAGGAGCUUUUGGAUCUGUCUUCAAAGGAAAGCUAUCAAACGAAGUUCAUGUAGCUGUUAAAGUCCUAAACACUUCAACAGGAAAUGGCCAAGAGUUCAUCAAUGAGAUGGAAGCAAUGUGUCAGAUUCACCACAUCAACGUGGCUCGCUUGGUUGGCUUUUGUGCAGACGGAAACAAACGAGGUUUGGUGUAUGAAUUUUUACCAAAAGGUUCGUUGCAGAAAUUCAUAUCGUCUGCAGACACUAAGGAUGUCUUUUUAGGUUGGGAAAGACUACAGAACAUUUCUCUCGGUAUAGCUAAGGGUAUCGAGUAUCUUCACCAAGGUUGUGACAAACGAAUUCUCCAUUUCGAUAUCAAACCCCAUAAUGUAUUGCUAGACGAUAAUUUCACACCCAAAAUUUCUGAUUUUGGUUUGGCCAAACUUUGUUCCAAGGAAAAAAGUAUUGUAUCAAUGACCACGGCUAGGGGAACUUUGGGCUACAUUGCACCAGAGGUAUUUUCUAGGAACUUUGGUAAUGUUUCCUAUAAGUCCGAUGUUUAUAGUUUUGGGAUGGUGCUUCUUGAAAUGGUUGGAGGAAGGAAAAUAACCGAUGACACGAAAGAAAAUAGCAACGAUGUUCACUAUCCACAAUGGAUUUAUAAUCUUUUAGAGAAUGAGGAAGAUAUAAAAAUCCAUAUAGAAGGAGAAGAAGACGCUAGGAUUGCAAAGAAGCUAUCAGUUGUGGGACUUUGGUGCAUUCAGUGGCACCCAGCGAAUCGUCCGACCAUGAAGGCUGUGGUUCAAAUGCUGGAAGGAAAUGGAGAGAAGUUAGAGAUGCCGCCUAAUCCUUUUGCUUCUGCAUCAGCAACUAGAACGAAUGCUGCUAGGCGUCUGAACUUGGAACUCGAUGUGAUCUCAGAAAUAGAGUGAAGUUGGGAUCAACAGUACUUAAUACUCUUUACUAUAAAUUAUUUUUUCUUUAAAUAAGUUUCAUGUUCAAUUAUAUUGAUCAUUUCUCUGAACGUUGAAAUUAAAUGUUAGUUUCGGGUAUCUUAAAAUCUGUGAGUUCAAUGUUACUAUGAUAUUUUUUUUAAUAGCAUGCCAGCACCGUGUAUUGAUCAUCAAAUCAUCCUUUUUAAAUUUGCUGUAUUGCUUCCAAUUUGGUUCCUCAAUUAGCUCAGCUAUUAGCAAAUUAUGGUGAUUCAGUUUGGAUAGAGGAUGUGCCUCAAGUUAUUGCUUCUGCUUAAGUUGACCUCUGAUUUCAUGCUAAAUCCUUUCUAUAAUUUAAUGAAAUAACAGUUUUCCAUUUAAAAAUCUAACCAAUAUUUCUAGUCCAAU